GUUUCCCGGGGGUCACCGCCUCGGGGACGCCGGGCAGCCGCCCCGGCCCUCGUGGGUCCUGCAUCUGACACCCCCGCCGGCCCCCGCCCCCUACCCGCUCGGAGAUAGGGGUCAAAGGCAGCCCGCGUCACGUGGUCGCCGAGCAGCACCGAAUCGGCCGGGAGGGCCGAGGGAGAAUCCGGGUGGAAGUCGAGAAAUCCAGCCCCGAUAGCAGCGCUCGGUCCCGCCCCGGCCCCCGCCCCGGGGCGCUCACCGCACGCCCGCCGGCCGCCCCGGCCUCCGGAGCUCUUCUCUGGCCGGCACCCACGCGGCAUCACGGGAUCGAACCCCGCUCCCAGCGGCCGCGAUUCGGGGAGGUAGGCGCUGGGCCGAGGAGGUGCAGCCGUGUUAAGGAGAGGACGUUCGAGAGGGCGUGGCGAAGUGAAGAGGAACCGCACGCCACUGCCUGGAGCUCCGCCUUAGCCCCGUGGGCCCCACGGAGUGAGCGGCAUGCAGCACCCCCGGGCCUGCCCAGUGUCCUCUGGCCUGCUGCCCUGCACCCCCAGAAGGCCCUGACGCCCUGGGGCACUUCUGCUCUGCACAGGACCACGCGGGGGUUUGCCAUGGUGACAUAAAGGGGCGCGGAGGAAGGAAGGAGCGUGACCAGCCUGUGGACUGCGCCCCUGGCUGGGAGGAAGGACUGGGGGCCCAGAUCCUCCACUCCCAGUGCCCCACAAGGGCGUCGCUUCCUAAGUCUCUGUGAAUUUGUUGGUCAGUGGACGAUUCUCGUGUCUCCUCCUGUGUGGGGCCUUGGGGUAGCCAGGGCAGGCCGGGCCUCCGGUGGCCAAGGUCUCGGAGGCCAGGAUGCCUGCCCUGGCAUGCCUCCGGAGGCUGUGUCGGCACGUGUCCCCGCAGGCUGUCCUUUUCCUGCUGUUCAUCUUCUGCCUGUUCAGCGUUUUCAUCUCGGCCUACUACCUAUAUGGCUGGAAGCGAGGCCUGGAGCCCUCGGCGGAUGCCCCCGAGCCUGACUGCGGGGACCCGCCGCCUGUGGCCCCCAGUCGCCUGCUGCCACUCAAGCCUGUGCAGGCAGCCACCCCUUCCCGCACAGACCCGUUGGUGCUGGUCUUUGUGGAGAGCCUCUACUCGCAACUGGGCCAGGAGGUGGUGGCCAUCCUGGAGUCCAGCCGCUUCAAAUACCGCACAGAGAUUGCGCCGGGCAAGGGUGACAUGCCCACGCUCACUGACAAGGGCCGUGGCCGCUUCGCCCUCAUCAUCUAUGAGAACAUCCUCAAGUAUGUCAACCUGGACGCCUGGAACCGGGAGCUGCUGGACAAGUACUGUGUGGCCUACGGCGUGGGCAUCAUUGGCUUCUUCAAGGCCAAUGAGAACAGCCUGCUGAGUGCGCAGCUCAAGGGCUUCCCCCUGUUCCUGCACUCAAACCUGGGCCUGAAGGACUGCAGCAUCAACCCCAAGUCCCCGCUGCUCUACGUGACGCGACCUAGCGAGGUGGAGAAAGGUGUGCUCCCCGGCGAGGACUGGACGGUGUUCCAGUCAAAUCACUCCACCUAUGAGCCAGUGCUGCUGGCCAAGACGCGCUCGUCUGAGUCCAUCCCGCACCUGGGCGCAGACGCCGGCCUGCAUGCUGCACUGCACGCCACUGUGGUCCAGGACCUGGGCCUGCACGACGGCAUCCAGCGCGUGCUGUUUGGCAACAACCUGAACUUCUGGCUGCACAAGCUCGUCUUCGUGGAUGCCGUGGCCUUCCUCACGGGGAAGCGCCUCUCCCUGCCAUUGGACCGCUACAUCCUGGUGGAUAUUGAUGACAUCUUCGUGGGCAAGGAGGGCACACGCAUGAAGGUGGAGGACGUGAAGGCCCUGUUUGACACACAGAACGAACUACGCGCACACAUCCCGAACUUCACCUUCAACCUGGGCUACUCAGGGAAAUUCUUCCACACAGGUACCGAUGCUGAGGACGCUGGGGAUGAUCUGCUGCUGUCGUAUGUGAAGGAGUUCUGGUGGUUCCCCCACAUGUGGAGCCACAUGCAGCCCCACCUUUUCCACAACCAGUCCGUGUUGGCCGAGCAGAUGGCCUUGAACAAGAAGUUCGCUGUCGAGCAUGGCAUUCCCACAGACAUGGGGUAUGCAGUGGCGCCCCACCACUCGGGCGUGUACCCCGUGCAUGUGCAGCUGUACGAGGCUUGGAAGCAGGUGUGGAGCAUCCGCGUGACCAGCACAGAGGAGUACCCCCACCUGAAGCCAGCCCGCUACCGCCGUGGCUUCAUCCACAAUGGCAUCAUGGUUCUCCCACGACAGACCUGCGGCCUCUUCACACACACCAUCUUCUACAACGAGUACCCUGGCGGCUCCAGUGAGCUGGACAAGAUCAUCAACGGGGGCGAGCUCUUCCUCACCGUGCUCCUCAAUCCUAUCAGCAUCUUCAUGACGCACCUGUCCAACUAUGGGAAUGAUCGCCUGGGCCUGUACACCUUCAAGCACCUGGUGCGCUUCCUGCACUCCUGGACCAACCUCCGGCUGCAGACACUGCCCCCUGUGCAGUUGGCACAGAAGUACUUCCAGAUCUUCUCCGAGGAGAAGGACCCGCUCUGGCAGGACCCCUGCGAGGACAAACGUCACAAAGACAUCUGGUCCAAGGAGAAGACGUGUGACCGCUUCCCAAAGCUCCUCAUCAUCGGCCCCCAGAAAACAGGCACCACUGCCCUCUACCUGUUCCUGGGCAUGCACCCUGACCUAAGCAGCAACUAUCCCAGCUCUGAGACCUUUGAGGAGAUCCAGUUUUUUAAUGGCCACAACUAUCACAAAGGCAUCGACUGGUACAUGGAGUUCUUCCCCAUCCCUUCCAACACCACCUCCGACUUCUACUUUGAGAAAAGCGCCAACUACUUUGAUUCAGAAGUGGCGCCCCGGCGGGCAGCAGCCCUCUUGCCCAAAGCCAAGGUCCUGACCAUCCUCAUCAACCCCGCGGACCGGGCCUAUUCCUGGUACCAGCACCAGCGAGCCCAUGAUGACCCAGUGGCCCUAAAGUACACCUUCCAUGAGGUGAUUACCGCCGGCUCCGACGCAUCCUCGAAGCUGCGUGCCCUCCAGAACCGCUGCCUGGUCCCUGGCUGGUACGCCACCCACAUCGAGCGCUGGCUCAAUGCCUAUCACGCCAACCAGAUUCUGGUCUUGGAUGGCAAACUGCUUCGCACAGAACCUGCCAAAGUGAUGGACAUGGUGCAGAAGUUCCUUGGGGUGACCAACACCAUUGACUACCACAAAACCUUGGCGUUUGAUCCAAAGAAAGGAUUUUGGUGCCAACUGCUCGAAGGAGGAAAAACCAAGUGUCUGGGCAAAAGCAAGGGCCGGAAAUAUCCCGAGAUGGACUUGGAUUCCCGAGCCUUCCUGAAGGACUAUUACCGGGACCACAACAUCGAGCUCUCCAAGCUGCUGUAUAAGAUGGGCCAGACACUUCCCACUUGGCUACGAGAGGACCUCCAGAACACCAGGUAGCCGUGGCCACCACAGCCAGACUGAACGUUUGUGACAGCUGGGACAUCCCACCACACGCUGAGCCAGACCUGCAGAGUGGGAAGCUGGGCCAGGGCAGCUGCGCACUUAUGAGCAAUACUCUGUGGAGGUCCGGUGGGGCUGGGGGAGCACCCAGGCGGGUCUGCAAGCACCUCGGAGCACCCACCGCUGGGUCUGCGGCCUACGGGACCUCCCUCGCCAGCAGAGGUCCAUUCCGUUCCCAGCCGCUCCUGGGGAGGCCGCUUCCUGGUAGGAGGGAGUCCACGAGACUCUUUUCUGUCCCUCACUGUGUUCCGCCGACUGUCCCCUCUCAUCACCCAUCACUCCCUGCUUCCGCAGGGCGCCCCUCAGUAUUCGCUGCCAUAUGUCCCUGUCCUCCAGGCUGUAGGGGAGGAGAGCCUGGCGCGGGGAGACAGACUGGACAUUUCCCUGUUUCGAGCCAGGCUCUUCCAAGGGGCCAGCUGGGUCCCUGGAGUCAGUCCUAGGCUGGAUGGGAGGGUGGCCACCUCAAGAGGACUCCCAGCCUCCACAUCUGGUUCCUACCUUCACAUCUCACCCUCCCGUUCUGGGGAAGAAUCUCUGGUUCCUACAGUAUCCACUCCAUCCUCAAGGUUUCCCGCAGGGCCUUGGGGCACUGCCUUGCCAUCGGGCCCAGUUCUCCGGGCCCCACCUGCACCCCUUUCUUCCCCCUGGGAUAUGAUGUGUGGUGUUUCCUGUGGUAAAAGACUGAGGCAGGCCAGGGGUCUGCCAGUAACAUGUUCCCAUGUACAGACACGGUCCCCACACCCUCCCGGCCUCAGGCCCAGGCAGACGUGGGCGAGCUGGUGAGACUGCCAGCCACGGCUUUGCUCAGCCACCUGUGGCCGAGGGCUCUCAGAGACCCCCUUAACCUCCCAAAUACUAAGAAGCUAAAAUAUUUUAAUAUUUUGUUUUUUUUUUUCUUGGUGCCAGAGUUUAUACCCUGGGUGCUGGGGUCGCACUGUGUUUUAUAUAUAUAUAUAUAUAUAAUGUGUAUAUAUAUAUAUUCUAUUUUUUUUGGUUGGGUUCGUUUUUAAUUCAGUCCUACAAAAUGGUGGUAAGCCCCAGUCUCAGGGGUCGCCCUGUCUUAGAGCUAGAGAUGAGGUGGCAGGGAGGGAGGCUGUGUCCUCAGUGGCCUGGGGCUGAGCAGACCUUAGGAAGGAGCCCUCCCCAGUGCCGUGGCUGCUCUGGGGCUACCCCAGGUGAACAGAGGUGGUGAGAUGCGCAGGGAAGACCAGCUCUCUCCAGGACAUCGGGCUGCGUGAAGUCCAGUGACCCUGAGGGGAUUUUGGCCAAAGGAAACAGCCAGGGCUGGGCUAGGAGAGCUGGGGUCAAAAGCUGCCCCACCCACUCUCCCUCACAUGGUGCUAGGCUGGGAGCUGCCCUGAGAGCUGGGAUGCCCACCAGGGCCCACAGAACUGUCUCCAGGCCCUUGUAGACAGUGGGAUCUCUGGGCUGAUUUCUGGUUGGGGUCUGCUCCUACCCCACCCCAUUUAACAAUGUGAAGUGACUGAGGCUGGGGUGCCUCUCCCUGGCCCCCUCCAACUGCCAAAUUCUGCUUCCCUCUGAACCCCAGGAAAUACUUUCUGGAGAGCCUUGUCUUGUUCAGAAGACUCUAGCAUCUUGGGGCUGGAAGGUCCUUUGACGGGUAUGAAACAGGUCCAGAAAGGGGAGGUGGCCUGCUUGGCCGACAUCAUGGAGCCAGCUGGGAGCAGGGCUGAGCGUUGAACCCGAGGCUCCCGGUUCCAAGUCCCAUCGUGCUCCUCUUCCAAUGCCACACUGCCUCUGAGCCCAUCCUUGGGACCCUACUCUGUGCCAGGUUCCUGUCCCUUCCUCCGUCACAGCAUGGUCAUUCCAGGAUAUGGGGACAAACCACUCCUUCCCAGCCAGGGUGCCUUUGAGCCUUCUCAUUCCGAGGUCUGCGUUUGCAUCCGUGUCAUGUUCUCCCUCGAGGGGUCCUUCCCCAGCCUGUGGAGGCCUGAGUCUGUUCUGAGCUGAUUCCCUUUUCUCCAGUUCUCUGCUGGGAUGAAGAAAGUUGGACACUCAGUGGGACCAGCUGCAGGUGGUUUCACUGUGUACACAGCAGUGUCCCCAUCAUGCCUCUCAAUGGGGCCUGCAAGCCUGGGAACUUGGGCAUCGUUGGGCCAGCAGGAUGAGCAGCAAAGGGUCUGAGGACAGGGUGGCAUGUCUGCUUGUGUGCUCAUGAAGACAUGCCCAUGCCAUGGAGCCAGGGGCUUCUAGAGAGGGGCAGUGACUUCCAGAGUCCCAUCUGUCAGUGAGGGGACUGGGCUGCGGGAUGGGUGAGGAUCUUACAGCUCCCAGGUUCUGAAAUCUACCCUCUAGGCCUGGAGGCCUCUCUCGCAGAGUGUGGAAGGCAGGAGAGGCGGGCUGGCCUAGGGCAGGAGCUCCACUUCUCUUCUGCCUCUGGCUAUGGGAAGGAGCAGGCGGUUGGAAAUCCUGUGACAGCAGAGAUCUUCUGGAUUUUUGCCUGGACCCUUCUGCAAGCCUGGGGACUGGACCUGCCACAUGUUCCAAGUCCGUCUGCCUAGGUCGCUGCUGCCACUUCUCCUCUCACUAACAGACCUUUCUUGAAGACCCACUAGGUCCAGACACUGCCGGGACUUGCAGGUAUGGGGGGUAGAAGGAGAGGCAGAUAAGCUGCCUGGGGGGCUGUCAGCUAAUGGGUACACGGACACCCCCUCCCGAGAAGAGAAGCCACAGAUGAGUGGGCCAGCGAGGCCAGUCUUCAAUGUCCACCAAUUCACUCUAAGCAUUUGGCCAAAAAAAGGAGAGAGAAAUAACUGAAAUUGUUCAGGUGGCUCCACCGUCUAUUCUGUGGUCCCCUCCAUGAGCCUUUGCCCCAGGGUGGGUGCAGGUGCGAGUGUCACCUGCAGCUGCCUCAGUCAUUCAGGGUUCCAGAGCCUUCUGUGGUGGAGCAUCCUGCUGCUUGGAGGAUGAGUCUGAAGUUUAAAAAAUGGGCCUUUUCUGAGCCCCCCUGAUGAGCAAUCAGUGCUUCUGGGCCCAGCUAAGGAAGCCAUCUGUUCCCAGCAGAGGAGAGCUGCUGCGCUGACCUGCAGAGGUUGGUGGUCCCAGCACAGAGCUCUGCCCAUGGGCUUGUUAGUGGGAAAAGCAAAUACAACAAUGUUUUACCAAACAUUUAAUUGUGAAUGCCCACUCCCCAGCAUCUAGAUCUAAAAUUAUUAACAUUUUGCCACAUUCUUUUUCUUUCUCUGUGUACGUAUAUGUUUUCUCUGUCCUAAUUUAAAAGUACAUUGCAAACUUCAUGAAACUUGAUCCCUGAAAGCUUCAGCCUGCAUCUCCUAAGAGUUAGGGCAUUGUCCUACACAUUGGCCCAGUAUCACAGCCAAGACGAGAAGUCAUUUCCCAACGAUGUCUGCUAUCUAAUCUGUAUUCAAAUCCCCCCAGUUGUCUCCCAGGUAGCUUACGUGUCUGGUUUUGGAAUCAGCAUCCAGUCACGGUGCACACAUUGCAUUUUCUAACUAUGUUUUUAAAACCUCUUUGAAUGCGGAAAGGUCUUCCCUCAGCUCACUUUGAGUUUUUAAAUGACAUUGUUUUUGAGGCCCUAGGCCUGCUAUCUUGUUGAAGCCCCACAUUCUGAAUUUGUCAGAUUGUUUGCUCAUGGUGUCGCAUAACCACUUCUUCUAUCCCCUGUACUUUCAAGGAUAAUUUAGGCUACAUGAGAUUUUGCCUUUUGUGCUGACUUGACAGCUUCACUUCUGCCUAAGAUGCGCCUCCACUGUCACCUGUACCAAGUGCCAAAACAGCAGAGGGGCCAGUUAGAGCAAGAGCUCUGGGGGGGCCGGAAAGUCUCCCUGGAGAAGGCCGUAAUAUCUGGGCCUUGGAAGGAAGGACACAGGGCUCUGGAAGGAGGAGGCUGCAUGCCUGAAGGCUGGGCCUUCGACCCUGGGGAUGGGCCACAGGGCACCAAACACAUCAUAUGUCUCUUUCUAUUUUGGGGUCCCAGGGUUUUCAUUUCCUGGAGGCCCGUGGUCUGUGUGCACUGGAGCAGAGCCAGGCUCUCGGUUGCAGCAGGGAAAAGCCUACAUGGGGAACUGCCUCCCGCAAGCUGUGGUGUGAGAAGAGCCCUGGCUGGCAGCAGGAGCUGUGAAAUUUCAUCCCAGCCGGGUGCAUUUAGUAGCUGCCUGACCAUCUUCCUCCCAGGCCCUCAAUUUCUUCAUCUGUAGAAUGAGCAGAUAGGGGCCACAGCAGGGAUUUUCACACAUCAAAGGAGGCAGCUCUGCUCUAGUUGAUGUGAGGAUGAGGGGGGGCCUAGACCCCCUGCUGCCCAGGCCCUUGAGGCAACACUGGGUUCCUGGCUUGACAGCUCUGGGCUGGCUGCCCUUGCCAGCUCAGACGGCUGGCGAGUUUUCACCUUCCCCAAGGGACGGGCAUAGGGUUUUGUGGGGUCAAUGCCAGGAACCUGGGGGAAACUGGAUGCAUUUUAUCCUAAGAAGUUCAUCCCUCCUGCUCUUCCUGUUUCCGGCCCCGGAGGAGAAUGAGGGAGGAGAGGGUUUUCCAUGACUGUGUUAGCUUUUAUUAUUAGCAAGAGGGCUCCUUUUGUAAUUUGUGCAUGAAAUUCAUGUCAUUUCCUGGGAGAGGAGAGGGCCGGCUGGAGAGGGUGGGGGGCACAUUGGGGAAGCAGGCAGAGGUUUCCUUCCCUUGUAGGGGGGUGGGGAGAGUGGGGAGAGGGGGUGCUACCCAGUUCGCCUGAUGAGGGCUCUCGAACCAGCCGUUUUGGGUUGUGUUAAAGGUGAGACCUUCCUCCAUUAAUGUACAAUCUCGAACUAACUGCUAAUAAAGUGGGGUUCUGUUUGUA
Pan troglodytes (chimpanzee) is the source of this 8365-nucleotide messenger RNA. RefSeq names its product N-deacetylase and N-sulfotransferase 1 (gene NDST1). Gene Ontology annotation, molecular function: heparan sulfate N-sulfotransferase activity; hydrolase activity; deacetylase activity. The transcript is spliced from 16 exons. Gene Ontology annotation, cellular component: Golgi apparatus. Lineage: Eukaryota; Metazoa; Chordata; Mammalia; Primates; Hominidae. The record is from RefSeq and is a predicted model, not a curated record. The coding region runs from base 844 to 3492 and encodes 882 amino acids.